UUAUUACUGCAUAGAUAAAUAGGUACUAAUCAUUAAAGCAGAGGUGAGGUACUCAGAUAAAAGAAUUGAUUGUAUUAAAUGGUUUAUUAAAAUUCCAACACAACUAUAGCAGUUUUGCUUUUCCAAUGUAAAUGAUAUUGAUUAAAAGUCACUUGACCAGUCUCUCUUGGCCUUGCCACGGUCGCACUUUUAGGGCUUUUUAAUGUAAGCAGAAAAACUUGGGGUUCGUAUUAUGCCAUUUCAGUAGGUAUUACACUGUUAACACUAUCAGAUCGACAGACUUUUAGAAUGGGAACCAGCAGCUUUGAUGGCACUGCUCUGCUGUGCGGCAUAUUUAGUGUGGCUUACAUAGUGUUUAUUACUUUUGCAAUAUUUACCAUAAUAAUGUGCUGAGGAAAUCUUAUUUGUAUUUUUUUGAAUGCUUAACGUCUUAUGGAUAAUUUAAUUACUAUUAAUUUAAGUUGUGGUGGACAAAAUGACGCAUAUGGUUGGCUCUUAUCCCCCCAAGAAGGAAAUACAAUUCUAUUUAACGCCAGCUGAGGAGGCGCCCUCGGGCAUGGUAUCGCGUGGCACAU
Drosophila innubila is the source of this 575-nucleotide messenger RNA. RefSeq lists its product as uncharacterized. The record is from RefSeq and is a predicted model, not a curated record. Bases 289 to 393 code for a protein of 34 amino acids. NCBI's taxonomy places the organism in Eukaryota, Metazoa, Arthropoda, Insecta, Diptera, Drosophilidae. The transcript is spliced from 2 exons.